Messenger RNA from Branchiostoma belcheri (Belcher's lancelet), 1200 nucleotides. RefSeq lists its product as uncharacterized. The transcript has 11 exons. Gene Ontology annotation, molecular function: calcium ion binding. Bases 96 to 677 code for a protein of 193 amino acids. NCBI's taxonomy places the organism in Eukaryota, Metazoa, Chordata, Leptocardii, Amphioxiformes, Branchiostomatidae. The record is from RefSeq and is a predicted model, not a curated record.
CAACCUACGGCCUCUUUGCCGCACAGCUUUACAGCUGAAAGCACGCAAGGAGUUGGAGAGGAUAGAGUCGGCCUGGGGCCCAGAACCUGAGAGGGAUGGACAUGAACACCAUGCUAUCUCUUUUGAUAGCAAUCAUCGCGCUAAAUCUUUUGACAGCAAUGGUUACCGGGGUGUACCUACUAGCACUUAUACAAGUACUACAAUUUGUACUAGUACUGGUAUCAGUAUUAUUAGAAUGCCUGCCAGGGGACAAGGAGGUUAUUAAAAGGCGGAGAAGAUCUAGAGAACGACUGGAAGAACUCGAACAGGCAAUGAGAAGGCUGGAGAUUAUUAUAGGUGAUGCACUCAGUGUAGUAUGUGUAGUAUGUGUAAUGCUACUGCUAACAUGCCUGGUAGUAAAAUACCUGGACCAUGAGAGGAUAGAGUCGAACUGGGACCUAGAACCUGAAUGGGAUGGACAUCAUCAUCGAGCUAUUUCUUUUUCGAGAUAUAACAUAUAUAUCGACGAAUGUGCAACUGCCACAGUCACAGACAACUGCCACAAUGAUGCAACCUGCACUAUCACAGACGGCAGUUUUACCUGUUCUUGUGACGCUGGUUGGGGUGGCUGUACAUGUAAUCCUGAACAAUUGGAAAAUCUCCAGAUUACCUUUCGAUGCCACCCAGUAUCUGCUUGAAGCACAACAGCAAGUUGUCAUAGCCACAACACAUUUGAAUAAAGGAGACACAUCCGAAGGUUUGUAAGCUGAGUUGGAGCAGGGGUCAGGGGUACUUUAUAAUCAUUGUCACCAGAACUGUGUAAGUUAGCCCAGAUGUGUACUCCCUGAAAUUUGGUGGGACGUAACAGUUGUAAUGCACUCAGUCAUUUCAUUUUCUAUGAUUCUGCGACAUUAUGGUGCACCUGUUUACCAAUUUAGAAAUCUGCACAUCAGAGGUAAUAAUGAAUAUUUCUCUCUCACUAUCUCCAGUUGCAGUUUUCCCCACAAGAUCUUGGCGAUGAUCUGGCUUGGACAGAUUCUGAAGUACUUCUUGAUUCAGAACCUACGACUGAUGCUGAUGCUGGUCCUUGUACUCUACAGAGUGUCAGAUACCAUAGCCCAAACAUCCUGACUGUGGACCUCUUAACCUACGGUAAACAGAUCAACGGGUUUACUAUAUACUAGUAAGCCUGUAAGGUCGUGUUUAAGUGGAAUCACCCAA